CAAUCACAAAACAAACUAAUAUGCAUAUAUGAUAACAAAAAAAGCAACAUUUUUACCAUAUUUAAAGGUUUAUAAAUUACGAACAACUUACAGUAUUAGCGGAUCACACGAUCAUGCUGCGACAUGUGGGAAGAUCUUUACCAGUUUAUAAACACGUUCUGGAAUUACCCAGACGAUGUAUGUGUCAAACAAUGGAAAGCGUGCAAGACUCAGUUGGGACACCUGUUGUGAAACCAUCACAGAAUCUGUCUGGCGUCAGCAUCGACACAUUGUCCAUUUGCAAGAAGUUCAAACAAGCUGGGUUUACUGACCUUGAGGCGGAGGCCCUAACGGAGGUUGUGUUUGAUGUUGUAAGAGCCUCCAUAGACUCCCAGGGGAAGAUGAUGGUCACAAAGUCUGGACUAGAAAUCAAAUCUCAGCAGCUGCUAGCCCAGAUCAGCGCAGUACAGAAAGAUAUGAUCAUCCUGGAGAAGAGUGAAUUCACCAUGAUACGCAAUGAGACAGAGAAACAAGGCAUUCAUAUCAAGCAAUUAGAGGGAAAACUAACUGAUACGAUCAAGAGGCUUGAAGGCCAAGUGAAAUUGGACAUCAACCUUGAGAGGAGUCGAGCAACAGAGGCUCAUGCAUUAAAUGAAAAGAAUCUGCAGUCACUCCAUAAUAAGAUUGAAGUCCUGAUGGCAUUAAAUGAAAAGAAUCAACAGUCACUUAAUAACAAAAUUGAAGUCCAGGAGGCUCAAACAGAAAAGAACUUAAAGUCCCUGGAUAACAAAAUUGAUGUUGAGAUCUCUAACAUGAAAACCAGGCAGGAAAAGAGCAGAAACACAGCCAUAUACUCAUUUAUAGGUUUCCUAACAACAGGGGCUUCGCUGUACUUUGCCUACUUGAGGUUGUUAAAGUGAUCCUUGUAGAUGAUUAUGCUACCUCAUCUGUGAUUCCACUAUGAAAAGUCGGCGAAAUGACCAAUGUCCUGGUGAACAGAUGGAGGAAAUAUAACCAAAAACGGACAUUUUUUUUGGGGGGGGGGGGGGGGGGGGGGGUAAGAAAUUUUUAUAUUUUAGUUUUUAUUGUGAUAAUCAUUGAAUUUUUAAAGCAUUCAUAAACAAUCAAGAUAUAAAGACAACCUCAGUGCUGUUUUGAUUUAAGUAUGUUAACGUUUUAAAUAGCUUGUAUUUAUAAAAAUACCUAUUUAAUGGACAAACGAUGAUUGAUGCAGUUUUAUUAGUCCCCAACCUGUUUCACCUGAGGGGACUUGUGGUUUUAGCUCUGUGCGUCUGUCUGUCACACUUUUCUGGUUCCUGCAAUAACUUUAAAAGUUCUUAAUAUUUUUUCAUGAAACUUGAAACAUCGAUAGAUGGCAAUAUUGACACUAUGCACGUCAUUUCAUUGUGUAAUUACAUCAAACAUUCUGGUUGCUAUGGCAACAAAUAGACUAGAAAUACUGCUGAAAAUGGUGGUUUUCUGGGUCCUGCGAUAACUUUAAAAAUUCUUCACAUUUUUUCAUGAAACUUAAUACAUGGAUAGAUGACAAUAUGAACAUUAUGCAUGUCAUUUCAUUUUGUUCCUACGUCAAAAAUUCUGGUUGCUAUGACAACAACAAAAAAAAUAAUUCUGACAAUGGUGGAAUUUCUGACAAUGGUGGAGCCGGUAGGGAACAUAUAUUGCUUGGCAAUAGUCUUGUUACCAAUAUACGUGGAAUUUACUUCAUUAGAUUACUUGAAAUAACUUGCAAUUUUUAUGCCCCCGGUAGGGUGGCAUAUAGCAGUUGAACUGUCCGUCAGUCCGUCUGUCUGUCAGUCUGUGCGUCCGUCCGAAAACUUUUACAUUGGUCAUUACUUUUGCAAUAUUGAAGAUAGCAACUUGAUAUUUGGCAUGCAUGUGCGUCUCAUGGAGCUGCACAUUUUGAGUGGUGAAAGGUCAAGGUCAUCCUUCACGGUCAAAGGUAAAAAAAACAUUGAAUUAAAAAUUCAAAGCGGCACAGUAGGGGGCAUUGUGUUUCUGACAAACACAUCUUGUUGUAUUGUAUUGUUAAAUUGUUUUGCUUUGAAUUUAGAAAAUUGUUCUUAAUGUUUUUCUUUUUAUAUGGUAAUUUUAUUUUCAAUAUGUAAAUAAACAAAUACAUUUUCAAAAUCUUCAUUUAUAUUGUACUUUUAGCUGUCUUUGAAACCGCUCAAGUCAGUUUUGAGCAUUUUAAAGAAAAUGAAAUGAAUAUAAUAAUUUAAGUUUUUAUUGAAACGACUUAUAAGGGAAAUUAUUAGUUCUGCAACAAUACGCCAAAACCCGUAUUGCAAUAUAUUGUCAGUUCAAAAACCCGUAUUGCAAUAUAUCGCAAUAUAUUGCUAACUUGUACCAAAAUUAUAACUUGCCAAUUACCCGAUAAUCCUGUAUAUUCCAGUUUUAAAGCAAAUUUUGGUAAAUAUUUACUAUACCGGUAAAUGUGCUCAAGAAUAACAAGAAACACAAACAUUCGCAACUUUUUUUAAGUAUCAAAUACAUUUUGGCAUUUGUUACUAUUUAAAGAUGUGAUGAAAUAACGUCCAACCGGGGCGGUUUUUUUUCGCUGAACACGCUUAAUUCAUCUGACGUGAUGUUCCCGUUUUUAUACAACACAAAAUACACCCAUACUUUCCAUGCCACGUUCUACAUGUAUGUAUAAUUUUUGCAUGCUUUUUAUUGAGACAAAGAAUAAAGCACUUUUUAUUUGACGCUAUAAUUUUUUAUUGUCGCAUUAGCAUUAAAAUUUUGAUGCGUAUUUCCGAAAUUUGGAUUACAAAUUCAAUAAUGCUCAAUUCAGAAUCAAACGAAACAUUUACAGCUGUGCGCAAUUAAUUCAACAAUAAUCUGUUCAAAAGCAUCGAACGAAUGCUCCAAUGUAACAACACUACUCCGUAUAAUAUACUUUUCAGAAUGCUAUUUUUACGAAAAAAACUAUUUUCACUGCUUUGUUUUGUUUACCUUGUUAUCAUUAUUUUGGAUGGCUUUUCUGGACGAAAUGUGAAUGAAUUUUUGUAAAAUUUUCGUACCGGUAUGAUGAAAAUCGUAUCGCAAUACAAUAUGCGGAUUGCGUAUUGCGAUAUAUACCGAUAUACCGGUAUAUUGUUGCAGCACUAGAAAUUAUUUAUUUAAUCUGGCAUAUUUGUAAGACUGUGAAACAUAGGUGGUAGAUAGUUGGUAGAAAUAUAAAUACAAGCUUUACUCGUCAAUUUCUGAUCCUGUCCAUUAACAUGUCACAAAAAGCAAUCAAUAAAAACAUUAGAGUGUAAAAUA
Dreissena polymorpha is the source of this 3264-nucleotide messenger RNA. Its product is annotated as coiled-coil domain-containing protein 90B, mitochondrial-like. The record is from RefSeq and is a predicted model, not a curated record. NCBI's taxonomy places the organism in Eukaryota, Metazoa, Mollusca, Bivalvia, Myida, Dreissenidae. Gene Ontology annotation, cellular component: mitochondrion. The transcript has 9 exons. Bases 114 to 899 code for a protein of 261 amino acids.